UGCGCCCCGACCUCCGCCGCCAUCUUGGUGCGGGGCGGGCGGGCUCUGUUGCUAGGCGACAACCACAAACAGAAAGCCGGCGGCAACGUGUGGAGGGAAGGAGUCAGGCGGCAGUGUAUACGCAACCGAAUAUGGAAGAAAAAUAACCUUCAAAAUGGAUGCAUAGAAGUAAAAGAUCUGUCUUAAGCAUCAAACCUUUCAGUCUUCUAAUAUGGAAGAGAUUGCAGUGAAAGUUGCUGUGAGGAUUCGGCCUCUCCUUCCGAAAGAGAUCCUUCACAACCAUCAAAUUUGUGUUCGAGUUGUUCCAAACACACAACAGGUUGUGAUUGGGAGAGAUCGUGCUUUCACAUUUGACCUUGUAUUUGGCCAAAAAUCAUCACAAGAAGAUGUAUACUCAGCUUGUGUAAAGCCUUUAGUGACAUCAGCAAUCGAAGGUUACAAUGCCACUGUAUUUGCUUAUGGACAGACAGGAUCUGGAAAAACGUAUACAAUUGGAGGUGGACAUGUUGCUUCAUUUUCUGAUGAGUUGAAAGGGAUUAUUCCACGUGCCAUUAAUGAGAUCUUCCAAAAUAUUGCGGAAAAUCAUAACAUAGACUUCAAUGUGAAAGUAUCCUACAUUGAAGUGUAUAAAGAAGAGCUAAGGGACCUUUUGGAGUUACAGAGCACCAGCAAAGACAUUCAUAUUCGAGAAGAUGAAAAAGGAAACACAGUGAUCAUUGGCGCCAAGGAGUGCGAGAUUGAGACACCAGAUGAAAUGAUAAGUCUUUUGGAGGCUGGAAAUGCAGCCCGACACACAGGCACCACCCAGAUGAAUGAACACUCCAGCCGAUCACAUGCUAUUUUCAUAAUGUUCCUCAAUCAAAAACGGCCUAAAAGUGAACCACAAUCAAGUAAUAAUAAUGAAAAUAUUACAGAGGAAUCACAGAUGUCAUUUCAGUUGAUCUCUUCCAAAUUUUGCUUUGUUGAUCUUGCUGGUUCAGAAAGGGUUACAAAAACAGGGAACACCGGCGAACGAUUUAAGGAAUCGAUUCAAAUAAACAGUGGUCUCUUGGCACUUGGAAACGUGAUCAGCGCCCUUGGAGACCCAAAGAGAAAAAGUAUACACAUUCCAUAUAGGGAUACUAAGAUAACUCGUUUGCUUAAGGACUCUCUUGGAGGGAAUGCUAAAACUACAAUGAUUGCCUGCAUUAGUCCUUCUUCAUCUAACUUUGAUGAAUCCCUUAACACACUGAAGUAUGCCAAUAGAGCCAGGGACAUAAGAAACAAACCUAUUGUAAAUUAUGACCCGGACUGGGAUCGCAUAGAUGAGAUGGAACUACAAAUUAAAACACUUCGGGAAGCGCUACAGAAUCAACAGACAAGUCUACUGACUCAUGCCAACCAGACAUCACAAGACUUGUUAAGUCAGGAAAAAAAACGGAUCCAUUCCCUUGAAGAGCAGGUGGCCCACCUACAAGUGGAAAGCUAUCAUUAUAAACAUUGCAUAGAUGAAGCCUCACACUUGCUUUUGGAAGUUAGAGAUGCAAACAAUUUGAAAGCAAGCCAACAGCAAAAAAUGAAGGAAUGGUUCAACCUGGUAGAAGAACUACAAAAUGAAUUGACUGACACAAGUGGUGUCGAGGGUGGAGUUGGAAAUGGAGGACAAGAUUCUCAUCAUAUUACAAUAUUUCAAUUGAAAAGGGAGUUGAAAAAAUGCCAGGAUAGCCUGGCUACAGAUGAAGAAUUAUUCAGUCAAAAAGCAGUGGAGUUGAAGGAAAUGCAGAGGCAAACAUAUGCAUUAGAACAGGAAAAAGAGAAACUUUUGGAAACUUUAAGAGAAUCGCAAGAAAGAUGCCGCAUUCAAAAUGAUAAAAUGAUUGAACAGCAGCUUAUUAUCGAUCAACUCCAGAAAGAGUUACAGGUCCUUAAAUAUGACAAGUUUUCACAUCAUAGCAGAUAUUCAGAUGAAGCAACUUUAGAUGUGACCUCAGCAAGAAGACCUCAUACUGUGCCAUUGCCAAAUGUUCAUCUGAAGUCUUUCAGUAUAAUACAGUCUCAUCAAACUGGACCUAACACAGACUCCAGAAAGGUGCACACAAGCCCUCCUUCAUAUGCCCUUGAUAGGGUGAUGGCAGAGUUUCGAACACGCAGUCAAAUGUUAAUAGAGCAACUUGAAGAGCAUGAAGAGGUUCUUCACCAUAAAUUAACUGAUGAUAGUGAUGAUGAGGAAGAAGAAAAGAAGAAAGAAAAUAUUAAUGUGCAGCCCUCCAGGUCUUCAAUAAAUCGGACUUGGACUCAGAAGCAAGCCUGUGUGAUGAGUGACAUAAAGUUAUUUAAAAAAGACUUCGACGUGAAUGAUCAAGAACAAGAUGGCAAUGCAACGAACUUUGAGUCACAGAAAGUCCCACAAAAGAAUUCCCCCUCAGAGACUGACUGCUUGCGUCAAAGUCAAGUAUUAAACAUGAAGAAAUUGAAGACCGUAGACAUGGAUGUGGCUCAUUCUAAGCAGAAGAUAAGAGAGCUUGCCAUCAAUAUUCGCAUGAAGGAAGAGCUCAUCAAAGAACUGGUUAAAACAGGUAAAGAUGCUCAGGCUGUGAAUCGACAGUAUUACCAAAAAAUUACUCAGUUGGAACAAGAUGCUGAGCAGGCUAAGACUGAGCUGACUGAAGCUCAGAAACAACUACAAGAACUGGAGAACAAGGAGCUCAGGGAUGCUGCAGUAAAAGUCAAGUCAAAAGAAUUCCGCAAGAAGAUGAAUCUGCCAAAGCUAAAUGUUGAGACCUUGCAGAAGAAACAGCAAGAAACGAAGAAGCUGUUUGCUAUGUCAACACAGAAUGAGAAACGAUUGACCCAAUUGAGCCAGAAUGUGGAAAAUAUGAAAAAACAACAACAAUUACUCCAGAAAAAAUUGCAAGAAGAAAGUGAAAAAAAAAGAAAACUGGAAAAUGAGAUUCAAAGAGAUCAACAACGAAUCAAAGAGCUGGAAUUAAAGCAUGAGCAACAGCAGAAAAUCCUGAAAAGAAAAACUGAAGAAAUUACCCAUCUGAAGAAAAUGAAUUACUCACCUGUUAUUUCACAGGAGCAGCAGAUUGAUGAGCAACGCAAAUGGUUGGAUGAGGAGGUAGAAAAGGUUCUGCACCAAAGGCAAGCUCUAGCUGAGUUGGAAGAGGAUUUGAAAAAAAGGGAAGUUAUUGUAGAGAAAAAGGAAGCACUAUUGCAGGAGAAAAGCCAAUUAGAAAUUAAAAAGUUGCGUUCCAGCCAGGCUCUGAACAAAGAUAUUUUAAAUUUAUCCACUCGUUUAAAGACAAUUGAAAAAGAAUUAUCAGACAAGAGCACUCAACUUCAAAAUAGUACUUUGGAAGAAAGUAAAACCAUCUCAGAAGAGAUACAAGUACUUCAACAGGAACGAACUCAACUUCUGAAAAGAAGGCAAUAUCUAGAUGAGAAACUAGAGCUAGGAAAUGUUCUGUCACCUGAGGAGGAGCGAAUACUACUACAAUUAGAGGAAGGUAUUGAAGCUCUGGAUGCUGCUAUAGAAUACAAAAAUGAAACCAUUCACCAUCGCCAGCAUUCAUUGAAAGCCUCGGACAGUGGCCUUGCCCAAAAUGAAGAGAAUGUGAUGUUUAGGUUGGGUGCUUUGUCAGCUGCUGAAACAAGAGUUCUUCUCUGCAGAUAUUUUAAUAAGGUGAUUAGCCUGCGUGAAAUUGAACGCAACUUGCAGGUUCAGUGUGCAGAAAUGUCUGAGAAAGUAACUGAACACGAGAAUAUGGUCCAUGAAUUAGAAUCUGCAGUGGAGCGUUUGUCAAUGGAGAUAGACCGACGAUUGACAAUGCAACAAAAGGAACAUGAACAGAAAAUGCAGCUGUUGUUACAGUAUUUUAAAGAGAAAAGUGGUGAAAACUUUGCAGAUGGUAUUAAAGGAUAUGAGUCAAAGAUCCAACAGCUGGAGAAGGACUUGUACUUUUAUAAAAAAACAAGCAGAGAACUGAAAAAGAAAUUGCGUGAAAUGGCUGAAUCGCAGUAUCAGAAUCAGCAAGUUGCAGCUUCAAGAAGCAAUGGUACUGGUGAUGCAGCAUUAAGUCCAAUAGGAGCAGAUAUUUGCACAAAGGAUCAAAAGUGGGCUUCAAGACCAUCUAAAAGUAUUGAAGAAUAUAAUAGUACUCCUGCAACAUCUGGAGCAAACAGGAACCAAAAAUUGUGGGAGAAAAUUUCUGAAACGGCUCAUAGUCAAGGCUCCACAAGAAUGACUUCUGAACAAGAGGAUUCACUCAGUUUAGAAGUAAUAGAUGAUGCUCAACAAUCCAAAGGCUCAUCAUCCAAAUCUACUCAAAUUUUUGAAAAGCCAUUGCAUAUCAUUACUCCUGUAAGAUUAUCUCGCAAAGAGUUGCGGCAGAUUACUACAACACAAGUGUCCAUGAGGCGCUCAAGUUUCAGUAGCAGUGUGAGCUCUGUCCCUACAGAUUCUAUUGAGAUAACCAGAAAAUCUCUGGACUUAAAUACAUAGCACAGCAUUUGUUAAUUCUGAAUCUUGCACUGUUGUUGUUUUGGUAUGACUCAAACUAAUUAUUAGUUUGGCUGGCAAAGUAUAUCUUUGAAAAUAUGUGCUACCUUUAGGGAAUGAUUCAUUGUGAACCUGUUGCAAUGGGAGUCAGAACAUUUACUGAAAUAGCAUCACUAGCACAGUCAAAAAAUUCUGUAUGCAGUGUUGUCUCCCAAGAUUUCUGUGUUUUCUGCAAAUGGCAUCUGAAGACUACUGUAUGAUAGUUAUCUGCACAUUCAAGGAAGAAUGCACUGACGGAAUACUAAUUGAUGUUACGUGAGAGCAAGAUCACACAAAAUGGUGGGAAUAAAGCAAUGACCCGUGCAUUGUUUAAAGGGCUAACUGAAAAAUCCUAUUCCGGAAGACUGAAACACACUUCAUUUACGUAAUAAAUAGCUCUCCAAAUCCAACUUUUCACCAUUGUUGGGAAACAGAAUCUAAACUUAUUUGGGUUAAGUUUAAUCAGCUACUCAUAACCGGUGGAUGAAUUUAUGCACUUAUUUAGAUUGUGAAAAUCACUUUUCAAUCGGUUUCUUGUUUGAGGAAUAUGAGUACUGAAGUUAGUACCACAGGCAACAAAAACAGCUUAUAAUAUCAUUUCCAACAAAAUUGAUUGAAGAAUUAGGAAGUUUUAUACUUACUAAUAGUGCUACCUUGACUCAAUUUGUGGUAUGCUUGCAGAUGAUAGGAUAAUUUUCAACUGCUGUGCUUGAUUCAAGCCUCAUUCCAGCAGUUCACUCUAUAAAGCUGAUAUGCUCGUGCUGUACUGCUUAUUAUUGCUGAUCCAAUGACAUUAAAAUAAAGCCUUAUCUGCUCGUUCAGGUGGAUAUAAAAGAUCCCAUGCCACUAUUUGUUGAAGAUUAGCAGUAUUCUCCUGAUGUGUUGGCCAUCUUCCUUCUCUUCCUCUCUAAACAGUACCAAAAAUGAUUGGACUGGCCUUGUAUCUUGGUGAAAAUUGCUUUUAUAUUUGUUUGCCUGACUAAUUACAUUUCAAAAUUAAUUCAUUGACUGUGAAGGCUUUAAAUAACUUGAGAAGUUGAAAGAGAUUAUAUAACUGAAACUUCUUUAUUUUCAUUUAAUUGGUUCUCUGCCCAUUUCACUUUGUAAAAGAUCAGUAUAGCCAAAAUAAACAAAGUGAAGGGAACUGGGUGGUGCUUUGGGAUUAAUAAAUACUUUCAUUUAAGUACAAAUCCACCCCAAACAGAUGAGAUGAUAGUAUGCUGUCUACUAGCUUAUAAGGGACCCUCGUGGAAUAUGCUUGGGUAAAUCAUUUCAGCUCCACUUAGCAGAAAUCUCCAGCAUUAAACUAUCCUUAUUUUGAUCAUAAAUUGCAAUUUACUCGGCAGUAGUCUGAAAAAAAAGUUACACCGUAGCAGCAGAAAAUGCUGUUAUGAGGUUAGGGUUGAGGCACAUUGUUGGGACAACCAGAAGCAGGUUUAUUCUACAUUGGUUGUACUAUACCUGACCUUUGGGAACGCUUCAGAGUGACAUUGGAAAACAUUCUAUUAACCAGAGAUAAUGUAGGUUUUUUUGUAACAACAUGGAAUUUAUCAACACAGCUCAAGCAACAAAUGUAACAUCAGAAAAUGAAAUCAUGCUUGUAGGAAUAAAGGUUCUUCGGUCAGCAAGCAUCCACAACCAAUUAAAGAGUGCUGUUAUUUCCCAGGUGUACAGUAUUCAUUAUGUUUCAAAUGUAGUACACAUCUGUACAGUGUCACAGUCAGUUAUUCAGUGUUCUGAAUAUUUUGUUCACUUUUGUACUUUAAUGAGUGUCUUAGUAUUCCAGUUUA
Pristis pectinata (smalltooth sawfish) is the source of this 6309-nucleotide messenger RNA. Its product is annotated as kinesin-like protein KIF27. Gene Ontology annotation, biological process: microtubule-based movement; mitotic spindle organization. Gene Ontology annotation, molecular function: ATP binding; microtubule binding; microtubule motor activity. Lineage: Eukaryota; Metazoa; Chordata; Chondrichthyes; Rhinopristiformes; Pristidae. The record is from RefSeq and is a predicted model, not a curated record.